AUGGUCGCCAUCCCCAAGGAAUACAAAGAGCCUGUCAGAAUCGCCGUCAUCGGCGGUACUGGACUCAGAGAACUCCCGGGUUUCACGCAGGUUGCGACCCUAGAUAUUUUGACUCCCUGGGGCAAGCCCUCCGCUCCUAUCAUUAUCCUUCACCACAAGUGCUCGACUGACGGCAAGGAUGUGUCUAUCGCUAUCGCCUUUUUGAGCCGUCAUGGUCUUCACCAUCAGAUCACCCCUCACGAGAUGCCUGCUCGUGCUAAUAUCGCUGCUCUUCGAUCUAUCGGCGUCCGGACUAUUAUUGCUUUCUCUGCUGUGGGAAGCUUACAGGAGUAUAUUAAGCCUCGCGACUUUGUGGUCCCAGACCAGAUUAUUGAUAGAACCAGGGGUAUCAGGCCAUUCACCUUCUUCGAAGGAGGUGCUGUUGCUCACGUCCCCUUCGGUGAACCAUUCGAUGAGGGCAUUGCCAAGGUUGUUCGAGCUUGCGGACACAGCUUAGAGGGAGAGGGUGUUGUGCUGCAUGACCGUGGCACGUUGAUUUGCAUGGAGGGCCCUCAGUUCUCUACGCGCGCUGAAAGCAACCUAUAUCGCUCUUGGGGUGGUAGCAUUAUUAACAUGUCCGCUCUUCCAGAGGCUAAACUUGCCCGUGAAGCCGAAAUCGCAUACCAAAUGAUCUGUAUGUCAACGGACUAUGACUGCUGGUACGAGUCGACUGAGGAUGUUACCGUUGAGAUGGUCAUGGGUAAUAUGAAAGCCAACGCGCUUAAUGCAAAGCACUUUAUCACUGCUGUUCUUGAUGAACUUGCUAAAAAAGAGCAUACUGAACUUGUGCAGGCUAAGCAUCUGGCUGGCUCUAUGAAGUUUGCUAUUAGCACCCCUCCUCAUCAUUGGAGUGCCGAUGCUAGGGAAAAGCUCACCUGGCUCUUCCCUUGGUAUAUUGAGUAGAUGAAGGUU
Messenger RNA from Paecilomyces variotii, 951 nucleotides. RefSeq names its product nucleoside phosphorylase domain-containing protein. Lineage: Eukaryota; Fungi; Ascomycota; Eurotiomycetes; Eurotiales; Thermoascaceae. Gene Ontology annotation, molecular function: S-methyl-5-thioadenosine phosphorylase activity. The transcript has a single exon. The record is from RefSeq and is a predicted model, not a curated record. Gene Ontology annotation, biological process: nucleoside metabolic process. Bases 1 to 942 code for a protein of 313 amino acids. Gene Ontology annotation, cellular component: cytosol.